AUGCCUCCUCCUCACACAGGAUUUGAAUUGUCUUCUAAAAUCUUUACGCUUUUGACUGAGUGGAAAGUUGAUAAAAAGAUUUUUUCCAUUACUUCGGAUAAUGCUUCUUCUAAUGAUACUUGUGUUGAACACUUGAAAAGUACUUUGGAUGUGCAUGGUUCAUUGUUGUGUGGUGGUGAAUUCUUUCAUGUUCAUUGCUCUGCUCAUAUUUUAAAUCUUAUUGUCCAAGAUGGAAUGAAAAUAUGUGGUGAUGCAGUGUCUAAGAUUAGAGAGGGUAUUAAGUUUCUGAGAAAAUCUGAAAGUCGAAUGGUUAAGUUUAAAGAAUGUUUUGAAGAUAUUGAGGGACUUGAGUAUACGACUGCAUUAUGUUUAGAUGUUCCUACUAGGUGGAAUUCACUUUAUGCAAUGCUUGCAAGUGCUAUUCCUUACAAGAAAGCUUUUGAAAUGUAUAAAGUAAAAGAAGCUGGGUUUAGGGAGUUUUGUCCUUCAUCAGAUGAGUGGAGAAGAACUGAAAAGAUAUGUGAUUUCUUGUUACCAUUUUACGAAACUACCAAGUUGAUGUCUGGAACUUCUUACCCAACAUCCAACUUGUAUUUUUUACAAGUUUGGCAAAUCCAGCUGAUUUUAAUGAAUAGUUUGAAGAAUGAUGAAGUGCUUAUAAGGAACAUGGGAGAAAAAAUGAUGAUUAAGUUCAAUAAAUAUUGGGAAGAAUACAGUGUUGUUCUUGCAUUUGGGGCAGUUCUUGAUCCUAGAUUUAAACUCAACACUUUGGUUCAUUGCUAUAAUGAGAUUGAUCCUAUUAGUGCUAAAGACAAAGUGGAGCUUGUGAAGAAUAAGUUAUACAAGCUUUUUGAGGUUUAUGACCAAAAUUCCUCUACAACUGUAGAGAGUUCUUCCCAACUUUCAAGUAAUUUUUCUCAAGCAACAUCUUCUGCAAUUGGAACUCAGCUUAUUAAAAUUGUUGGUGAUUUGAUGUCCCGUAAUCAAGAAGCUGAAGUGAAAAGUGGAAAGAACCAACUGGAUAUUUAUUUGAGUGAGGCAACAUUAUUUUGCAAUGAUGCAAUCAUUGAUGUUUUGCAAUGGUGGAAAGACAACCAUCAUCGUUUUCCAACACUAUCACUAAUGGCACGAGAUUUGUUGAGCAUUCCUAUUACUACCGUGGCUUCAGAAUCUGCAUUUAGCAUGGGUUCUCAUGUUUUGAAUAAGUAUAGAAGUCGUUUGUUGUCAGAUAAUGUUGAAGCGGUGAUUUGCACCAGAAAUUGGAUACGUGGAUAUGAUUUUGAGGAAGAUAAAGAUCAGGAAGAUAUUGCAAAAGGAGAAGGCUAUUCUUCAGGAGUUGGUUCCAAUGAUGUUAUUGACUUAUAUGAAGAUGAAGAUGAAAAUUAA
This is a messenger RNA of Arachis stenosperma, 1386 nucleotides long. RefSeq names its product zinc finger BED domain-containing protein RICESLEEPER 2-like. Gene Ontology annotation, molecular function: DNA binding; protein dimerization activity. NCBI's taxonomy places the organism in Eukaryota, Viridiplantae, Streptophyta, Magnoliopsida, Fabales, Fabaceae. The record is from RefSeq and is a predicted model, not a curated record. The coding region runs from base 1 to 1386 and encodes 461 amino acids. The transcript has 3 exons.